AUGCCACUUCAUCUUUCUGGGUCCAAUCCUCACUGUCUUGGGAUCCCUGCUGAAGUACUUUCACUUCCCCAUGGCAGUUCUCCAGCAAUCAAUAACAAUGUUUUACAUUUCCAAAAAAGCAUCAAUAAUGAGGUCACAUUCAAAUCUGGAUCAACUAGAACACCUCGAGAUGUGCCACGAUAUUGUCCCCAGGUUUCCAAUGCUUGGGUUGCAUGCAAAUCUCUAUUGUGCUACGUAGUGUCCUGCUGCCAUAGUUCACAGAAAGACCCAGAUGUAUACCAUCCCUGCUCUGUGGGAACAUCAGUGAGUGGCCCCCACAAUGAUCAUUCUUCAGGAAGGACCAAUCUACGGUGUGUAGGUGAAAGCAGUAAAAUAACUGGCCUGGAUAACAGUUUUAAUUAUACAGACCUUAAACUCAUGGGGGUUCCAGUCUUCAACAAGACUUGUGCUACUAUUACUGACAUGGAAAGUUCAGGAGAACCUGCACCACCUCCAGCAUCCAUGAACACUGAAGGAAACUACUCUAGGAAAGAGUCUUAUCCUGAACUCUCUGGAAUGAAUGGCUCGAUGUCCAGUGCAGAGAUAGAUGGGCUAAUCUGGCAAAAACUCAGUGAACUUUUUAGCUUCCACCAGAUUGAUGAGCUAGCGAGGUGCACCUCAGAAACCGUGUUCUUGAAGAAGAGCAACCAGAUGAUGGAACUUAUUGACAGUCUAACACAGGACUACCAAUUGGAGAAGCAGGAUGCAGAAUGCCGACUUAUCCAAGGCAUUAUCCGUCUAAGCACCCGCAAGGAACGGACAAACAGAAAUUGCACUUCAGGAGGAGAUAAAGGGAGAGAGCAACAGUUCUCAAGGGAAAAUGGUGGCAAGAUUCCUGCCAGAAGUAUUAUAGUCACGCAGGAGUCUGGGUCAUCCAGCCAGGGUGAUCUAGAGGUGAAGAUCUCAGAAGAAACAAGCUUUGACAUUAUGGCAAGGAACCUGAGGAGAUCUGCAGAUGCCUGA
Pelobates cultripes (western spadefoot toad) is the source of this 1002-nucleotide messenger RNA. NCBI's taxonomy places the organism in Eukaryota, Metazoa, Chordata, Amphibia, Anura, Pelobatidae. The record is from the annotation of a GenBank genome assembly.